CCAAGGGCCCAAGACCACAGAGGACCUUAGGACAAAUGGAGACUUCUGCAGUGGCCAGUGGGUCAGAGGAAAGAAAGAAUAAGGAUGCCACAAAAGAAUCCCCUGGGGAAGAGAGCGCGAGUGGGCGGAGCUCUGACUCAGUAGGUGUGGCUUGUGAGAGUACCAGAGGAACUAAUGAGGAGAAUGGAGAGGAAGAGCCAAAUCCACAAACUGGAGCCAGCGAGGGAGGAGCAGAGAUGACAGAAGGUGAUGCCAAAGACAAUGAGGGAGAGAAGGAUGGAAGCAAAGAUGGAGGAGAAGAGACUGUGAAGGACGAAAAGGAAAAAGAAUGUGAAAGUAGCGAAAAUGCUCAUAGAGAAAAGGAAAAGACAAUAAAUAAAGCUGAAGAAGGAAAAGCAAAAGAAGCCAAGGAGGAUGGAAAUAAUGCCAUUGCUGGAGAGGAGGGAAGAGGUAAAGCUAAAAGUGAGGAAAAACACGAGAAAGAAGAGAAAAUUGUGAAAGAAGAGAAAAACAAUGACUCCGAAGGCCCGGCCCAAGCGACUGCGGAUAAAGAAACGAAGGCCAAAGAGAAAGUCGAGGCACAGACAAACAAAGAGAAGAACAGAGACAAACAAGAAAAGACAAAAGGAAAAAAUGGAACCCCUCCCUCCUCGUCCUCUCUCAGAACCUCCGCUCUGGCCUCUUCUCGGCCACGGAGCGCCCGGCCUUCAGCCCGGAGAGAAGCUAUGGCCAAGUUUCAACAGGAUCAGGGUCCUGCUGUCCGCAACUUUAAGGUCCAGAAGGUGUCUGCAGGCAUGUCUGCUGGUGCCUCAAUCAAGCAGAAGAUACUCCAUUGGUGUAGUAACAAAACACGGAAUUAUGAGGGCGUUUCUAUCGAGAACUUCUCAUCUUCCUGGAGUGAUGGCCUGGCCUUCUGUGCCCUCGUUCAUCGCUUCUUCCCAGAUGCUUUCGACUUCUCCACCCUCAAAGCCAAUGAACGAGAGAAGAACUUCACUCUGGCCUUCAGCACUGCAGAAUCUCUGGCUGACUGCUGCCCCCUCCUGGACGUAUCAGACAUGUUACUAAUGGGGAAGAACCCUGACCCUUUCAGUGUGUUCACCUACGUUCAGUCCCUCUGCCAGCACCUCUCAAAAAUAGAGCGAGAUAGGAAGGAGCGAGAGAAGGCAGAGGAGGGCAAGAAUCAAGGCGAGGCUGAAGCCCAAGGCAAAAAAGAAGCUGAGGAUAAAGAGCAGGAGAUAAGGGAAGGAGAGGAGCAGGGGGAGGAGGAAAGAGAAACAGAAGGAGACCCAGAUGAAGAGAAAGGAGGGACUGAAGAAGGUAUGAAGAUGGAGACAGAUCAAAAUGACAACGUGGUAAACAGCGAGCCAACAAAUGAGACUUAAAUACAGUAAAUAAGCUGCCAGCGAAUGAUGUGCCGGAGUGAGAGUGAUGUAAGGAGGAGAGUUGCAAGCAGUGAGAUUAUUAGAUAGCUAAGGACACUUUUUAAAAUAUUUUAGCCUAUAAUAAAUAGCUUAAUAUACCAUAUUAAUAUACUGAUACAGUACUGAUCAUUUAAGCUAUUAUAAAAUAGCUAAAGAUUCAAUAUUAACAACUUUGUGUGUGAUUUUGUGAAGAUUGUUUACUAUUGUAAGCUGCACAA
Molecule: messenger RNA, 1639 nt
Organism: Pygocentrus nattereri (red-bellied piranha)
Lineage: Eukaryota; Metazoa; Chordata; Actinopteri; Characiformes; Serrasalmidae
Gene: smtnl1
Product: smoothelin-like 1
Exons: 6
Coding region: 36-1382 (448 amino acids)
Biological process (GO): actin cytoskeleton organization
Cellular component (GO): microtubule organizing center; filamentous actin
Molecular function (GO): protein binding
Source: RefSeq, a predicted model, not a curated record